Messenger RNA from Cylicocyclus nassatus, 346 nucleotides. NCBI's taxonomy places the organism in Eukaryota, Metazoa, Nematoda, Chromadorea, Rhabditida, Strongylidae. The record is from the annotation of a GenBank genome assembly.
GCAAAACUGUAUUAAAACGUAUUUCAUGAAACAUGGUAAUGUUUCAUUUCUAGUAUGCGGCAUGGAAGAAUGGCAAUUUCAAUCGAUGACUUUUCUGACUAUAAUACAGUUUUUUGUGGGCGUUGCAUUAUCGCUGCCAAUUAUGGUAAUUGUCUGUAAACAUCAAAAACAAAAGCAAAUCUACAAACCGGGACAUAUUCCUGAAUUCGAGAACCCAGAGAACGAAGAAACAGAUACCUAUUAUGGUUUAAGUAGCUCAAGAUUGUUCCCAGAUCGUGAAAAAGGUCGUGUGAAUAAAGCAGCAAUGGAAGACAAGAAGUCUGAAGGAGGGAUCGAAGGCGUGAGC